Alexandromys fortis (reed vole) is the source of this 555-nucleotide messenger RNA. Its product is annotated as cytosolic 5'-nucleotidase 3A-like. The coding region runs from base 1 to 555 and encodes 184 amino acids. Gene Ontology annotation, cellular component: cytoplasm. The transcript is spliced from 2 exons. The record is from RefSeq and is a predicted model, not a curated record. Gene Ontology annotation, molecular function: magnesium ion binding; 5'-nucleotidase activity. Lineage: Eukaryota; Metazoa; Chordata; Mammalia; Rodentia; Cricetidae.
AUGUACCGCGCGGCUGUGGCACGGGUGGGCACGGUGGCGAGCGCCAGUGUGUGUGCAGUGGUGGCGGGCGUGGUGCUGGCCGAGUACAUAUUCACCUUGAAGAGAAAGAUGAGCCGCAAGACCAAGAUCAUCGAGAUGAUGCCGGAAUUUCAGAAAAACUCAGUGCACAUCAAGAAUCCUACAAGAGUAGAAGAAAUCAUCUGUGGUCUCAUUAAAGGAGGAGCUGCCAACCUUCAGAUAAUAACAGACUUUGAUAUGACACUAAAUAGGUUGUCCUACAGUGGGAGAAGAUACCCAUCAUGUCAUAAUAUCAUUGACAACUGUAAACUUGUUACAGACGAAUGUCAAGAAAAGCUGCUGCAGCUGAAGAAGCAGUAUAACGCCAUUGAGGUUGCUCCCGACCUCACUGUGGAAGAGAAGUUCCCUUACAUGGUAGAGUGGUAUACUAAAUCGCAUGGUUUGCUUGUUGAACAAGGCAUACCAAAAACCAAACUUAAAGAGAUUGUGAGAAUGAGUAAACUUUUCACCUUGGUCAAGUUUGCAACUAUUAGUUGA